CCAUCGCCACGUCGCUCUCGCCGCGCGCAGCGCCCCGCCGCUCCUUCGUCGUCGCUAUCACAACAGCCUCUCACUAUGACCACAGAAGCCGAUCGACCGCAGGCCGAGCCGAUCGCGUCCCUCGACGCCGGCUCGGCGCCUGUGCCUCAGCCCCCAUCUUGUGCGACCCCUGCGCCUCAGCGUACUGCCGGCGUCCACACUUCCUCGCGCUUCCCGCCGCCUCCACCCUCCGAUCCCCUGAUCCAAACAAUCCAUCUGUCAGACAUCCUGCCGGUGGUGCGAUGCGUCAAUCCCGUGGAGGCGCAGUUCGUACACAAACAUGUGUUCUUCGGCCGCAUCGGCGGCUACGGCCUGAAGCAGCUGGGGCUGUGUGUGCGGCCGGGCGAUACCGUGGUGGACGUGGGCAGCAACAUCGGCAACUUCGCAAUGUGGCUGCUGAAGGAGCUGCAGGGUGACGUGCGGCUGGUGGUGGUGGAGCCUGUGCCGCCACUGGCCGCCUGCCUGGCCGCAAACGUGCAGCAGUACUCGGUGCCGGGCCUCACACACGCCUCGGUGGUAAACGCCGGCUGCACCAGCCCCGACAAGUCCGGCCGCCCCGCCCUUCUGAGCUUCAACCCCGGAUACACACUGCUGUCCACAGCCGACCGCUUCAGCGGCCAGGAACUCGACGUGAUGGCGGCGGGUCUGCAGCGCUACACCGGCAGGGAGGACCGUUCGGAGCUGGAGGGGGUGGUGCAGUCGCACCUGGCGGGUCCGGAGGUGCGGGAGGUGGCGGCGGCCAUGGCCUGCCUCAGCCAGGUGCUGGAGGCGGAGCGGCGCCCCGGGCUGGAGCUGCAGCAGAUUGACUUGCUCAAGAUUGAUGCGGUCAAAUCGGAGUGGGACAUCCUGCAGGGUAUCUCAGACACCGACUGGGCCCGGGUCCGGCAGGCGGUGAUCGAGGUGCAUCUAGGCGGCGACGUCUCGCGACUGGACAAGGUGGUUAACCUGCUCAAGGCCAAGGGCUUUGCCAACGUGCGCACCGGCUGGCCCGGCACGCCCACCUUCCUGGCCUACAAGCAGUACGGCAUGAUGAAGGCGUCCGCGUCCGCACGCGACGCGGCAGCGCUGGCGGCGUCAGUCACGGCGCCUACGGAUGGGGCAGGGAAGCAGGGGGCUGGGAAGGAGGGGGCUGGGAAGGAGGGGGCUGGGAGGGAGGGCGUGGCGGCGGGGGCGGGGGCGGCUCCGCCGCUGGAGCUGCCCGCGCUGCCGCCGCCGCCGCCGCCGUCUGCGGAUGAGCAUCUGUUGUGUGCGGUGUAUGCCACCCGCAGUUAGCAGGUAGGGGUCGGGUCCAGAGCAGCGACGCAGGGAUAGUUGUGCUGUAUUUGAAGCAGCAGCAGCAGUAGCAGUGGCAGCAGCACGCAGAAGCAGAAGCAGCAACAGCAUGCAACUGUGUAAUGUGUGCGUGUGUGUGUCCGGUUCCGCCAGUACCUAGACCCUGCAUGUCAUGGAAAGCGGGCGGGCGCGCGCGGCACAACCGUGCGUAUCAUGUGGCGCGAUUGUGUGCUCCUUUUGUUGCUGUGCGGACACAAGAAUUUUGGAGAGGAAUGCUUUAUUGCUUGUGUUGCCCUAGGAAGAGUCGCGAGACACGUGGGCCAGUGUCGUAUAGGGGAUGGUGUGGGAGCUGAAGAGCUCGAGGCCGCGAGGGCCGAUUGCGCGAGCAGGCGCGUGGGGAAAUAAAGAGGCCGCCGCCGUGUGUGCGUGCCGCCGCUUUACAUGUGUUGACGCUACGUGCGGUGAGCUGAGCGCUAGUACGCAUGCAUAAUUAAUUAAUGAGUUUAAACAGGCAUCAGGCAUUGGAGGCCAGGAAUGGGAGCGAGGUUUUCUUGCAGCAAGUGUGAGACGGAAGGCGCGGUGUGGCGAGUCCGGACAUGCC
Molecule: messenger RNA, 1912 nt
Organism: Chlamydomonas reinhardtii
Lineage: Eukaryota; Viridiplantae; Chlorophyta; Chlorophyceae; Chlamydomonadales; Chlamydomonadaceae
Exons: 8
Coding region: 76-1311 (411 amino acids)
Source: RefSeq, a predicted model, not a curated record